UCCCCUGUUGAAUGUGUGGGAGUUAGAUGAAACAGUGGCAAGAAAACAGAAGCAAAGACAAAUUGUGAGAAGCUACGGAGACAGAAAAAAAGAGAAAAGGGCAGCUCAGCUUGAAGCAGGAAUGAAGUAUCCUGCAGCUCCUCAGAAUAAAUCUCUGUUAGAUAUGGAGGUGGCCAACUACUGUGAAGGCCUGGAUCCAUCAUACAGCACACUAGGGUUUGAGAAUGCAGAGGUUCUCUAUGCAGGAGGAGACAGUAUGCCAACAGAACCAAGCCACUCUGGUCCAGAUGGGCUGAACGCUAACUGCGCAAUCUGUGGAGAUAAAGCCACAGGAAAACACUAUGGUGCUUCUAGCUGCGAUGGCUGCAAAGGCUUCUUUAGACGCUCCAUACGAAAAAGCCAUGUGUACACCUGCCGGUUCAGCAGACAGUGUGUGGUUGACAAGGAUAAGAGGAACCAAUGUCGCUUCUGCAGACUCAACAAAUGCUUUAGAGCUGGCAUGAAAAAAGAAGCUGUACAGAAUGAGAGAGAUCGGAUCAGUUCCCGAAGAGUCAUCCCAGAUUCUCAAGAUCUUCCACCCAUUACUGUCUUAGCACAGGCAGAGUCAUUAUCCCAACAAAUCAUCACUCCUGUAGGACUAGUAGACGUAUCGAAUGUGAAAUCAGCCACUGUAGGGGAUGUAUGUGAUUCUAUGAGGCAACAACUGUUGGUUUUGGUGGAAUGGGCCAAAUAUAUUCCUUCCUUUGGCGAGUUGCCACUGGAUGACCAGGUGAGCUUGCUCAGGGCUCAUGCAGGUGAACAUCUCUUGCUUGGGGUUGCCAAAAGGUCAAUGCCAUUCAAGGACUUUCUCCUUUUAGGUAAUGGCUGUGUGAUACACAGGAACGGCCCUGAACCUGAGAUUUGCAGAGUUGCCAGCAGAAUAUUAGACGAGCUGGUCCAGCCCUUCCAAGAUAUUCAGAUAGAUGACAACGAGUAUGCAGCUCUCAAGGCAAUUGUCUUUUUUGACCCAGAUGCAAAGUCGUUGCGGGACCCAACAAAAAUUAAGACUAUGCGUCUUCAGGUUCAGAUGAGUCUGGAAGACUAUAUAAACGACCGUCAGUACGACUCCAGGGGUCGUUUUGGAGAACUCUUACUGCUGCUUCCCACCCUGCAGAGCAUCACCUGGCAAAUGAUUGAACAGCUCCAGUUCAUUAAGCUAUGCGGCCUGGCCAAGAUAGACAACCUGCUGCAGGAGAUGCUGCUGGGAGGAUUAACAACAGAGUCCAGCCACCUUCACCAUGCAGCACACACCCAGUUGGCCCAGGACCAUGUGACUGGACACACCCUUGUCAUCAGUACCAUGCCUGCUGCUCACAUUCCACAAAUAGCUUCACCUGAGACUCCCAUCCCAUCGCCACCACAGGGUCCCACUACAGAAAUGUACAAACAUUUCCCUCAGCCUCAUUGUCCUCCUGCCAGCCCCUCACCUUCUACACAGACAGACCCCUGACUCCUUCCUGCCCUAUGACAAAGAGUCUUUCAUAAAAUCAGUUUUUUUUUCUUGGAUGCAUAGUUUAAUAUACUGAUGUGAAAGUUAGGAAGGCACUCCUUAUUCAGAAUGUGUCUUAAAGACUUCCCACUGCCUGUUCCCCCUCCCCAGUGUUACAGCAACAAUGGUCUCAGAAUAAUUGCCUGCCUUUCAAAGGUAAGCUUUUAUUCAAAUGUAAACCCUCACAAGUCUAUAUCUUUCAACAAAAGACCAGACACAGGAGCUUCAGCUGCAAUGAUGAGAGGACGCAGAGCAAUUUAGGGGCUCAUUUAGAAUCCAGCUGGUGUUCCACCCAGCUCUGACCAUUUGGAUCAUUCCAAUAGUCAUCUCACAGGGGUAGGAAUGAUGUGUGUGAGUAAACUGUAAUGAUGGCUUAGCGGUAACUUCAUUAAUUGAACAGCCUUACAUGACAACAGGCUCGGUCAUCUGAUAAAAUGUAUAUAUUUUGAGCAACUAUUGCUCGUGGUUUCCAGGCUUUGAAAGACAAAUUUUCUGGACAUUUUCUUUGGUAACGCUGAUUUGUCUGAAUGAAGUAGAAUGGAAAAUAAAAAGAACAAUUCUGAGUGUGAGAUAUGUUAAUGAGGUAUACAUUUUUGAGCAGAAACCUCAAUUUAGCUGCUUUUGAAUUAUUCCAAUAUUUGCUCAUCAGCUAUCCAUCUAACCCAAAUGUCUAAAAACAAAAUUAAGAAAGCACACAAGUCUUUGAGCUUUGGAGUUUAUGUAAAUGAUGAGCUGUCAAAGUGAUCUGUUACCUGCCACAGUCUCCAAAUCCAGCCAGCUUGGCUCUCUGACUUGACCUGACCCAAAACUGGAUUUGCACGCAAAGUAGAUUAGAUAAACGGCAAAUGGUUCAACAUGAAACAGCACAGUGUAAAAAAAAAAAAGUAAAUCAUAUUAAAUCACAAAAGAAUUUGCGAAUUUCAGAAGUAGAUCAUUCUUUGUUUAAAUUGAUUUCAAUUUGUUAACUAAGUGAACAGCAAACUAGCAGCACAGACUGGCUUACUGAAUAAAUAUGAACCCCAACAAAAACGGCUGCUAACAACAUAGUGCAUUUUUCUACAUAAUACAAUAGCAUAAUUCUGGAAAUAGUAGAGUAAAUGGUGAGGAAGGUUUGCACAGUUAAUAAAGAGGUUUGUUUAUUUUACUUCUUAUAUCUGAGUACAUUAAAGUGAUGACAAUAAGUAGCACUGAGUUUCAGGCCGAUGCUCUGAUAUUUGUACAGCCACAGCUCCAAUUCUUAGCCAGAUUGUUUUAAUAUACACAACCAUGUUCUGAGGUAAGGAAUUGUUGUCAUUUUAUUUUGGAAACUGCAGAUUGUCACAAUUUAACCUUUUUGUCAAAUACUAAUAUGAGGUUGUGCCUAUUUUAUAUUUAUCUCCUAUUUAGAGUUUCCUCUGUCUCCAAUGUAAAAUAAACUGAGGUAGCUAUAAAUUCAACAAAAUAGCUCAUUUGUCUUUACAGUUGUUGCUGGGUUAGUCUUGGUUUUGAUUUGUUUCUCUAAAUGUCUUAGAUGAUAAUAUUUUUUUAAAUGCCUGUUGAGGAUUUUCUGUGUACAGUUUAUCAUACAUAAAAAAGCAACAACAAAAAAAAAACUGCUGUUCAGUUGUAUAUAUAUAUAAACAACCGAACAGCAUGUAUCACAACAUUAAAAUGUGAGACCUUCUCUCAGACCAAUUUAUCUAAAUAGAUGAAUAAGAUUGUACAUUUUAUUUUUUAGGAUCUGACCAAAAAGACCACCUGACAGCUUAA
This is a messenger RNA of Xiphophorus hellerii (green swordtail), 3277 nucleotides long. RefSeq names its product hepatocyte nuclear factor 4, gamma (gene hnf4g). NCBI's taxonomy places the organism in Eukaryota, Metazoa, Chordata, Actinopteri, Cyprinodontiformes, Poeciliidae. The record is from RefSeq and is a predicted model, not a curated record. Gene Ontology annotation, biological process: regulation of DNA-templated transcription. The transcript is spliced from 11 exons. Gene Ontology annotation, cellular component: nucleus. The coding region runs from base 122 to 1489 and encodes 455 amino acids. Gene Ontology annotation, molecular function: zinc ion binding; RNA polymerase II cis-regulatory region sequence-specific DNA binding; nuclear steroid receptor activity.